AAUUCAGUCUUUUUGAAAAAUUAAGACCAAAAUUUCGAGCGCUAAUGAGUGGCUGCCAAAGCCCAACGGCACUUCAAAUUUUCAGGUCUGCGAGCGCAGAGCUUCUUGUGAAAUUUUGUAAUAACCAGUGAAAUGCUCUCGUUAACGUGCCUCUCAUUGAAUACUAAUUUGUUUCUACAGCCUUCACUUCUCUCAUUUCAACCACUGCAAUCCUCAAGAACAAGAAGCAAUAGCCAUACAAGUCCAACAAAUUUCCAUUGCUUGUCUUGCAAGAACGAUACUAAUUCAGCCUCUACUUCCCAAUUUCGCUUCUCAUCCGCCAAUACUUCUGCCUUGAGGUUCCGGGGAAGCUCGGAUGACGACUUGUCGGAUACACAACCGGGAACUGAUUUCGUUAAUUCUGGUGUGCUUGCACUUUGGCUUCGGUCAUGUUGCAGAGCAAAAGACGUUAAGAGAGUACAUACAGUUGCUUUAAAGUGCUUGAGGAACUCGGUUACGUAUGUUAAUAACAAUUUGAUUGGUGCGUAUUUGUAUUUAGGGAAAGUAAUUGAAGCGCGAAAGGUGUUUGAUGGAAUGCCGGAGCGAAAUGUUGUUAGUUGGACCGCUAUGAUUAAUGGUUACGUUAGUUUUGGUUUAGAUGAUGAAGCCUUUUGUUUGUUUAGUGAUUUUAUAGCGAAUGGGGUCGUACCAAACAGCAGGACGCUUGUAUGUAUAUUCAAUUUAUGUAGUAAAAGACUAGAUUUUGAGUUAGGGAGGCAACUCCAUGCUCUUGUUGUGAAGAGUAAUUGGAGGAACUUAAUUCUAGAUAGUGCCGUUGUUUCUUUCUAUGCCCAAUGUGGCGAGUUGACAAGUGCAUGUUGUGCAUUUGAUCAGAUGGCGGUAAGGGAUGUGGUUUGUUGGACAACUAUGAUUGCUGCUUUCUCCCAACAAGGGCAUGAAGAGGAGGCUUUUGGGAUGUUCUCACAAAUGUUGGAUGAGGGAUUUUUGCCUAAUGAGUUUACAGCGUGUGCUGUUCUAAAGGCUUGCGGAGAAAAGAAAGCGUUGAGGUUUGGGGAACAGCUACAUGCUGCCAUAGUUAAAAAGAUGUAUAAAGAUGAUGUUUUUAUAGGGAGCUCCUUAGUGGAUAUGUAUGCAAAAUGUGGGGAGAUUUUAGAUUCUAGGAAAGUGUUUAAUAGAAUGAGGAAGAGAAAUACAGUUACGUGGACUUCCAUUAUAGCAGGGUAUGCUAGGAAAGGGCUUGGUGAGGAGGCGAUAAGUCUCUUUCAAGUGAUGAAACAACGGAGGGUAAUUUCUAAUAAUUUAACUGUUGUAAGCAUUCUCAGGGCUUGUGGCUCAAUCAGGGCCUUACUAACAGGGAGAGAAGUUCAUGCACAAAUUAUCAAGAAGGGGAUCCAAUCAAAUGAGUACAUAGGAAGCACUCUCGUGUGGUUCUACUGUAAAUGUGGGGACUUUCGUAUUGCUUCAAAAGUCCUUGAACAGAUGCCUCUCAGGAAUGUUGUCUCAUGGACUGCAAUGAUUUCUGGUUAUGCAGGUCUUGGGCAUGAGCCUGAGGCUCUUGAGUUCUUGAAAGAAAUGAUGGACGAAGGCGUGGAACCAAAUGCAUUUACUUAUUCAUCAGCUUUGAAAGCUUGUGCUAAUCUUGAAGAUAUUUUGCAAGGAAAAUUGAUACAUUCAUUUGCCAACAAGACUCCUGCCUCAACUAAUGUCUUUGUAGGCAGUGCAUUAAUUUAUAUGUAUUCCAAGUGCGGCUAUUUAUCAGAUGCAAUUCAAGUUUUUGACAGCAUGCCAGAGAGGAACUUGGUUUCUUGGAAAACAAUGAUUUUGAGUUAUGCAAGGAAUGGACUCUGCCAAGAGGCAUUGAAGCUCAUGUAUCGGAUGCAGGCAGAGGGUAUUGAGGUGGAUGAAUAUAUCUUUAAUUCAGUCAUGGGUGAAUGUGGAGAUGUUGAGUGGAAUAUUGAGAAGUCAUCAAACAAGUGUUUGUUGUCUUAGUUAAUCUGCAUUCCACUGAAACUGUCUAAGCUACAAAAAAUGCACGAAAUUGUGUUCAGCUGUCUAUAUUAGUAAUUCAUCCGCUGGCAUAAGAGACCCAGAUCUGAUAUUAUGUGAUCUACAAACCGUGCUAUAAUUGUGAAAGGUGUGAAUUAAGUCAGUAAGAAAAGAAGUGAAAAUGCCCCUCUUGAGACUGUAAUAGUCUUUCUUGUUCUAUUUAUUGAAACUAGUCAAUAAUUUCGAAGGGCUUCAAAGCACUUGACGCCAUGUAUUAUGUAAUCUCCAGUGGCGUUAUCUAAUAGAAAAGCUGUUAUUACCUUUAAA
Molecule: messenger RNA, 2313 nt
Organism: Manihot esculenta (cassava)
Lineage: Eukaryota; Viridiplantae; Streptophyta; Magnoliopsida; Malpighiales; Euphorbiaceae
Product: pentatricopeptide repeat-containing protein At4g18520, chloroplastic
Exons: 1
Coding region: 133-1989 (618 amino acids)
Biological process (GO): RNA modification
Cellular component (GO): intracellular membrane-bounded organelle
Molecular function (GO): RNA binding; protein binding
Source: RefSeq, a predicted model, not a curated record